Molecule: messenger RNA, 794 nt
Organism: Glycine soja
Lineage: Eukaryota; Viridiplantae; Streptophyta; Magnoliopsida; Fabales; Fabaceae
Product: MLP-like protein 423
Exons: 2
Coding region: 88-549 (153 amino acids)
Biological process (GO): defense response
Source: RefSeq, a predicted model, not a curated record
GAUAUCUCAUGUUCUCACAGCAUAUAUAUCAAUAAUCUAUUUUAUACUAUACCUACAUUUUGAUAAUUUUCUUUGUAGUUGAUAGCCAUGGCUACCCGUGGAAAGCUUGAGGUUGACAUUGAUCUCAAGUCCAACGCAGACAAGUACUGGCAAACCCUUAGGAAUUCUACUGAAAUAUUCCCUAAGGCCUUCCCACAUGAUUACAAAAGCAUUGAGGUUCUUGAGGGUGAUGGCAAGUCUCCUGGUUCUAUCCGCCACAUAAGUUAUGGUGAAGGUUCACCACUUGUGAAAUCAUCCUUUGAGAAGAUUGAGGCUGUUGAUGAGGAAAAGAAGGUAGUGUCGUACACUAUCAUUGAUGGGGAACUCCUCCAGCACUACAAAACAUUCAAGGGAGACAUUUCAGUGACUCCAAUUGGCGAUGGAUGCGAGGUGAAGUGGAGUGCUGCGUACGAAAAGGUUAGCCAUGAUAUUUCUGAUCCAACCCUUGUCAAAGAUUUUGCAGUCAAGAAUUUCCUAGAGGUCGAUGCCUAUGUUCAAGCCAACGCAUAGAGAGGUUCUAUUCUAUGCAUGCCUCUUAAUUAAUAAUGGCUAAUGUUUUAAUCUGUGCAUGUAUUAUGGACUAUUAUUAAAUAAUAUGGUUGUACUUGUACCAUACCUUAUCUAAUAUAAUGUUGCAGUAUCAUGUGUCUUUCGUCCUUGCUUGUUGUUGGACUAAUUAAAGAGUCAUGUUGUUCUAUAUAUGUGGUAGUUCUGAUCGAGAACCCAUUUAUUUAGUUUGAGCAUUAGUAUGUGAA